Messenger RNA from Mizuhopecten yessoensis (Yesso scallop), 1626 nucleotides. RefSeq lists its product as uncharacterized. Lineage: Eukaryota; Metazoa; Mollusca; Bivalvia; Pectinida; Pectinidae. The transcript is spliced from 2 exons. The record is from RefSeq and is a predicted model, not a curated record. Bases 55 to 1626 code for a protein of 523 amino acids.
CAAACGAUUAGCUACGGUUCAACGCACGGAAAAGUAAACAAACACCUGCUUACAAUGGUACACACCUGUGCCAUACAUGGUUGUAGAAACCGAGCUAAUGGUGAAAUUCAGCGUGGAUUUUACACGAUUCCGAGCAUAAGAAUUCACGAAGGGACACAAAACGAGGAGUUGAGCAAGCAAAGACGAACUACAUGGCUUGCACGCAUCAACAGGAAAGAUUUCAGUCCAACGACGCAUACCAAAGUUUGCUCAGACCACUUUGUUUCCGGGAAACCAGGUAGUUUAUAUGACACAACCAACCCAGAUUGGGUUCCGUCCCUCAGACUCGCUGGUGAGGACAAGGGCAACACAGAUGGAACCAGUUAUAGAAAAGUUGGUAGUACUCGUAGAUAUGAAAGAGCUCAUGCAAGGAAGGCACAAAAAGAGAAAAGCAUUGUUGCGGAAGCACUAUUAGAGUUAUCACAUUUUGAUGUUCGUGCUCAAGACUACUAUUCUGACAAUGAAGAAAUAGAAGUUAAAAGAAAAAACUGUCUUUUCUAUUUGUGUGGUACACUUGAAGACCAGCAUCCACAUGCACAGGUAAAUGAAGCACAGUGCACAGCAGAUGACGCAGAUUUCCCAAGUACAAAGCCUAUUGAUGAAACUUUGUUUAAACAAGUGAGUGAUGAAUGUCAGAGGCUUACAACAGAAAAUAUAAGUCUACGGGACAAAGUGCAGGAAGCAAAGAUUAGUGAAGAUUUUUUCAAAGAUGACAAGAAAGUGAACUAUUACACUGGUCUUCCAGGUUUUCUAACAUUAAUGUCACUAUUUGAGUUUCUGAUGUCAGACAUCCCAGACGGCAACAGAUCUUCACUGACAAAGUUUCAGAAGUUGAUUCUUGUUCUGAUGAGACUUAGACUUAACCUGCCAGUGCAGGACUUGGCGUACAGAUUUGAUGUAUCUCAAGCGACAAUAUCAAGGGCAUUUAUAAGCGUCAUCCAUGUCAUGUUCAUCAAACUGAAAGAUUUCAUUUACUGGCCUCAAAGGGAACAAUUAAGAAUGACUAUGCCAAUAGAAUUUGGAAAAAAAUAUGGACUUAAAGUGGCUGUAAUCAUUGAUUGCUUUGAGAUUUUUAUCGAAAGACCAUCAAAUUUAUUGGCUCGAGCAAUGACCUGGUCAUCAUACAAACAUCACAAUACUGUCAAGUACUUAAUUGGAAUAACACCUCAAGGGUCCAUUUCCUUUCUUUCACAAGCAUGGGGUGGACGUGCUAGUGACAAACACAUUACAGAACAUUGUGGACUUCUAAAAAAUCUUGUACCAGGUGACUUCAUUCUUGCUGAUCGAGGAUUUGAUAUUCAAGAAAGUGUUGGUGUCAUGUGUUGCGAAGUGAAGGUGCCAAGUUUCACCAAAGGAAAGUCACAACUACCAGCAUUUGAGGUUGAACAGUCUCGAAACAUUGCGCAUUUAAGAAUACAUGUGGAAAGAGUUAUUGGACUUGUUAGAAACAAAUACACAAUAUUGUCAGAUACUCUGCCUAUUGACUUUUUGUUGAGUGCCCAAAAUGAUGUGCCUGCUGUUGACAAGAUUGUAACAGUGUGUUGCAGCUUGACUAACUUUUGCGAAUCAGUUGUACCAUUUGACUAA